UUUGAACAACCCGGCUCAGGAGCUCCGCUUUUAGGCUUGGCUAAAUCAAUAUAUUAGUUCUUUAACUCUGAAGUACUGUGUACAUGUACCGGUACAUAACACAUUCAUUUUUUUUUUGUUCCAACUCGUUUCUUUAUCAGUAGUAACAAUCAAAACAGCUCAAGUGUUCUACCUAAUGAUAGUUGCAAAAUUUAUGUUGUGUCACAAACACACAAACUUCUCAAAAUCUUUUUGAUCAGAUUGAAAUAUCAUGAGUUGGCUUGAAAGCCAUUUUUGUUUUCCUAUCAAAAAGAGAAGUUCAGCCAAUGAUUCAUAUCUAAGGUAGCCACAUGCAGUCCUUGACUGCCUAUUGUUCAUCUUUGCAGUUAACAUCAUGCUAUCCCCCCCUGUUGAGACAAUAAUAAGUUUUGGGGGAGGGGAGGAUGGGGUAUUCCUAGAGGAGCUUAGCUUUUACAGGACCAAAAAUCGCUGAUCAGCCAGUCUACUCAUUGAUUCAUGACUCAUAGACCCAUUUGACUCAUAAACAACCUACUUCAGGAUGACUUGCCUGACAACUCCCUGAAUUGUACUCCACUUGGUCCAGUUGCUAUAGCAUAUCCCUAUUGUGAUACCUAACUGCUGAUUACAGGUAUCAUUUUAGCAAUUCCUGCAUGUACAUGGAAUUAGAUUGGUUUGUGUAUAAUGUUAGCAUAAUUAAUCAAGUUUGUUCUUGGUGAAGCCAAUCGAGUGUGAGUCAAAUUAUCCUUUUAACAUGUCUAUCUCAUAUACAUAGUUACACUGUAUAUGUUGAACAUUAUGUGAACAUUAUGUGUAAUAAUUAUGUGAGAUGCAGUUAUGUGAAUUAUGUGAAGUGCAGUGUAGUGUGUCUGAAUGUUUUGGAGGUUGCAACAAAGAAUUUGGUUAAUCUCUAAUUUGUUUAUUUGCCUUUGAUAAACUCUUUGCUAUUUUCCAGGUCUUGGUAGAAAUGACAGACGGUGGGCUGGACUACACAUUUGAAUGUAUUGGAAAUAUCCACACCAUGCGUGCUGCACUAGAGUCAUGUCACAAAGGUUGGGGAACAUCUGUCAUCAUUGGAGUAGCUGGAGCAGGACAGGAGAUUUCUACCCGACCAUUCCAGCUUGUUACUGGACGAACCUGGAAAGGAACAGCAUUCGGAGGAUGGAAGAGUUGUGAAAGUGUUCCCAAACUUGUGGAUGAGUACUUAGCUGGCAAGUUAAAAGUAGAUGAAUUUAUUACUCACUCAUUUCCACUGGACAAAAUCAAUGAAGCUUUUGAGCUAAUGCAUGCAGGAAAAAGUAUCCGUGCCAUUGUUAACUUUUGAGGAGAAUUAGACCAGCUCUGCCAUGAGAAGAAAAAGCGGACAAGAAAAGCUUGUGUGAUUGAUUGAAUGCCAAUGACUUAAUGAUCAAGAAAACAACAAAUGUAAAUUUAGUAAUAAAAUAAUUAUAUUUUUUCGAACACCUCAAUAAAGGCAUUUUGGAUAGGCAAUUCAGUGCCUGGUGAGCAAUUGUACAAAAAUGUGAAAGAAAAGCUGAGGAAUAUGACACUAUAAGAAACAAGGACAUUGCUUUAAUUUUUUUUUUUUUUUUCACUGCUAGACUUGUAUAAUUCUUUAUUAUGUGUGGCAUAUUGCUCUUAUAUGGUCUGGGAUACACUAGGCAACCCCCCUUCCAAGGUAACUUAAUGGAGUGUUUAUGUGAGAAAAUGUUGUCCCUGUUAGCUGAUUCGGGGGUGUGGUACUCCCUGUAUUGGCCUAUACAGGGAGGCUCCACCUGAAAAGAGUACCUUUUUUCAGACUUCAGGUCUAUAAAAGGGUAGGGAUUUCUCAAGUUGAGGUACAUGAAAAGGUAGGGAAAUCUGUCAUUUAGUUAUUUGUAAAAUAUUUCAAACAGAUGCACCUUAUGGCUGUAUCGUUUCAUUUAUUAGGCACCAGACUUCCUUUUUUUGGCGAUUUAUUCAUAAUACUGGCCAGUUAUGAAAAUAUGUGAAAGGGUUACCUUUUUGUCACUUAAAGGUAUAGGAAAGGGGUACCUUUUCUGUCAAAAUGAUAAACAAAAGGGUACAGGGUUGGACCUUCAGGCAGAGACUCCCUGUAUAGAACUUCAUAGAGUACCCCUCUACCCCUGAGUUAAGGUACCCUGAGUGACUUUUUACAGCCUUUUUACAAAUAUUCAAAUACUCAGUUACCCUUCCUUUGAGUUUCUUUCAGUCAGUUGAUCACUGGGAUUGGCUAAGUUAAAUUCUGCAAACUCAACCCACACAAUAUGGUUUCAAAACGUUUUGAUGAAACUAUGUAAUGAUUUGACAGGUCAAAUCAGGUUUGACUGGUCAGAUUUGGCUAGUCAGAUUUUACUGGUCAGAUUUGACUGGUUAGAUUUGACUGGUCAGACUUAAUCGGUCAGAUUUGACUGGUCAGAUUUUCGAAUGAACAUUUUUGCACGGUUAUCACCCUUUUGACUUCAUGUAAGCCGGACAAGAUACAAUAUAUACUAUCUCAAAAUUCUCAAUGUUAUAAAA
Orbicella faveolata is the source of this 2517-nucleotide messenger RNA. RefSeq names its product alcohol dehydrogenase class-3-like. Gene Ontology annotation, molecular function: zinc ion binding; alcohol dehydrogenase (NAD+) activity; S-(hydroxymethyl)glutathione dehydrogenase [NAD(P)+] activity. Gene Ontology annotation, cellular component: cytosol. Gene Ontology annotation, biological process: formaldehyde catabolic process. NCBI's taxonomy places the organism in Eukaryota, Metazoa, Cnidaria, Anthozoa, Scleractinia, Merulinidae. The record is from RefSeq and is a predicted model, not a curated record.